AUAGGUAUUUAGAAAAAAUGUCUUAAAAAAGAUUUUAUGGGAAAAAAUGUUUAUUAUUAUAAACGAAGAGGAAAAAUUAGAUUGUCUGUUUGCUUUUAAUAGACUUUGGAGUCGCGGGAAGAACUAGUGUUAAAUAAGUGAAUAACAAAUCCUUUUUAACUUUUGCGCAGAAGAACAGCGGCGACCAAGUCUCGAACGUCAGAAUACCUUGUAUGAUGAUGGGAUGAGCUACGGCUACGACGUAUAUAGCACUAGCACGCACAUAAGGGACCAUUCGCAUAUAUCUCAACAGCCUAGUUACGAAGAGUAUUUCGACUCCAGUAGCUAUCCUUACCAGACUUCAUACCUCGGGGAAGACUCGCGGCAGUGGGACAGUGGGGGGCAUAUCUUUUACGACGACAAUUAUGGCCUCACGCCAACUGAGUAUGAAAAUGUCGUCAAUAAAAGAAGGUCUUCGGUUGUUCAGCUUCCACAGAUUCCGCCUAAACAGCUACCGCCUUCCUCUAGGUAUUCGGACUAUAAUGAGAUGGCGCCAUAUAGGCCUCGGCCGAGACGUACUACUGCCAGUCUUCCAGGUAUACAUAGGUGUUUUAUUCAGUAUGAUAUUUUGUUGUUUUUUGCUAUUAUAAAGAUAAAGAAGUUUCAAUAUGUAAUUUUUUUUGUUGAUUAAAAUCUAUUUUAAAUUUUGAAUAAAGAAUGCUAUGUAAACUUGCUCUUAUUAAGAUAUUAUACAACAUAUCAUACAACAGU
Molecule: messenger RNA, 750 nt
Organism: Diatraea saccharalis (sugarcane borer)
Lineage: Eukaryota; Metazoa; Arthropoda; Insecta; Lepidoptera; Crambidae
Source: the annotation of a GenBank genome assembly